Molecule: messenger RNA, 4299 nt
Organism: Trypanosoma brucei brucei TREU927
Lineage: Eukaryota; Euglenozoa; Kinetoplastea; Trypanosomatida; Trypanosomatidae
Exons: 1
Coding region: 1-4299 (1432 amino acids)
Biological process (GO): autophagosome assembly
Cellular component (GO): autophagosome membrane
Molecular function (GO): protein binding
Source: RefSeq, a predicted model, not a curated record
AUGGCAGCACCCUUCAUUCCUGAGCUUUCGCUCGGCUCUGUCGAAACAGGUGGCGGUUGGGGCGUUGGUGAACAAUUUGCACGUCUUCCCCCAGCUGCAGUGCAGGCCGAGUCGCGUGUUCAACUAUACACUGUGGCGGCUGUGCCGGAGGGCGACCGGACCCGCGACCUGGAGGAUAGUUUGACCGAGAAUUUUUCGAAUAGCGAUGGCGAACUAACUAACAACCGCAGCGACACCGCCAGUGUCACAAGGCCUAGUUUGAAUAGCGUGAAAUCAACGGAGUGCCCGGCGGUUUCAACUGUUGUAGUGCCGACAACACACUACGCGACCGUGUCGGCAGAUGAUGAUGACACCUUCGUGGACCAUGGAAGUUCCACUCACAUCGGUUCCCAGUCACCCGAGACAGCAACUGAAACCAGCAAUGGCAAGAGUGUGAUUAGGAAAGUUGCCCAACAGCAAGUGCCGGAUCACCUUAAGCUUAUGCGCCCCGUUUCGCGCAUGUCUCUCACUCAGGCAGUGCGGGCGCUGGUUGUCGCACCUGAUAAUGCGUCAUUUUUUGCCGCGGUUGACGAUGACCCUGUCACCCUACUAGACUUUAAGGGAGUGCAGCUGGAGGUUAACCGCGAAUUAGACGUAACCCAUGUGCAUGCGAUGGCGGUUGUACGUGUUCCAGCGGCGAAGUUGGUGACAUUUAAGACGUCUUCACCAAAGCACCGCUCCAACCGUAGUCACUCGGUUGUUUCUGCCGCCGUUAAACCCCAACCUGAUCACGGUGUGGAGGGUGAGGAGUCGUAUGUCCUGUGGUGUGGUGUCAGUCGUGGUAGUAUAGUUAUCGUCGAUCUUUCAGACUAUAGCGUUGCUGGUGUGUUGCGCAAUGCACACGCACAGACGAUUACCGGAGUUUGGUUUCUUAGUUAUGGGAAGGUGUUAACGGCAGGUAAAGAUAAAGCGCUGAAGGUGUGGGAUCCGCAGGCGCGACGUUGCAGCAAGAGUCGGAACAUUGCCACCAUCAUUUCUAGUGUUGUGUACGUUAGCACCCGCAAACAGAUAUGGGCGAUUAGUAAUGACAAUUAUAUUCGGGUUUUUGAUUCCAACGGUAACAAUGUGCGGGUGCACACCCAAUCAAAUGACAAGGCGGAAAAUAUGGUUAAUAUGAAGGGGGAGAUGCGUUUCAUUCAGUUUUAUGAACCUAGUGAUCUCAUAUAUGUUGCAAUGCACCGUACACUCGUUAUUGUGGAUCCAGGCACCUGUGCCGUCACAGGUGCUGUUGGGGUGAGCUUGAGCAGCAUGUCCUUCUUAGACAACAAGGCACUUGUGACGGGAUAUGGAGGACUAUUGCAAUGCAACAAGGAGUCCAUCGCUCUUAUAGACUUAAGUGAUCCUCUAGCUCCAUCGGUGCUCUUCCGCGGUAUGGGACUGGAUGGGAGCGUCACUUCUGUUGGAGCACAAUUGCUAACUGCCGUCCCGUUUAUAGUCAUUGCGGAGAAGGAAGGACGGUCAGACAGAUACCUUUCCGUGUUCAACUACGAGGACACAAAAACACUAUGCAGAGGUGGACAAUUAACCUCUGUUCCGCAACAGCGAAAAGUCACCGUAGAUGCACCGAACACUCGCCGCACACAAAUGGUUGCACAUCAAAUUCCAGCUUCUACGCUCCCCCCCCCGGCGGCAACUUCUCCGAGUGCUGCUACGGGAGCCGGACCCCAAGGGGCUUCAUCUGUUCACCACCCUGUUGUUUUUGCCACAGAGAAACGAGGCGCGUUAGUGCGUGAGGAAAGUACUGUGAGCAAUGUCUGCCCACAGCGUCCAUCUGCUGUUGUGCCGACACGCGUAGAGUCAUCUGGUUUCUACUACGGCAGUUUUAAUAACAAUAAUCCGCACGUGUCUAACGCAGGCAGAGGUUACAAUGAGCACAACGCAACUAACAAAUAUGGUGACAGGAAUAUUCCUGUGCAGGCUGGCACGUCACCAGAGAUGAUGGCAAUGCUCACGAACUUCGCGAAGCAACUCGAGGACUUCAAGACUCUUUCCGCCACUUCCCGAUCAUCGCGUCUUCUUCUCGAUGACAUGUCUAAACUCCAUAGUUUGGUGUCGCGGCUAGCCAUCGGUGACCAACUUGGCCCUGCGAUCGAUGGUGCCGCAUUAAAUGCCAUCGAGCAGGAGUACCAAAGUCAUGAGGGUCGCGUAAUCGCCGCCGCUGUGGAACGGCUGAGGUUAAGCAGUGUGGGAGUUGCUGCGGAGAGGGGGGAGAGUUCUUCGUAUCCUCGUCGUCCUGGUGUCAGCCGUAGCGCCACUAAUGCCGUUAGUGGCCGUGCAAGCCCAUCACCGCGCCUUGAUGUUGAUAAGCUUCGCGAUUCUGUUAGGGGUUUCAGCAACAGUUACUCGAGGGUGGAAGAUCCUGUAAGCAUGAGUGGUUGUGAGUUACCACCCGAGUCACUGUUGCGUUGGGUGGCACAACUGACACGUUCUGGGCAAGGGGAAAGGGAAUCUCAUAGACGACAAUUGGAGAGUCUACAACGGCACAAUGCACGUAUUGUCGAGCGGAAUACUGCGUUUAUUAAUGGUAUUGCGCGCAUAGAGCAGGCGCUUCGCACGCAAGCACAGAGGUUGCUUGAAGAAGCAGAUGCGACGUUGGUGCAGCCACCCGAGGCAAACUGGGAUGCGUCCAAUUCAAUUUACGGCGACCGUCACGUUCAACUUCUCAAUCAGGCGCUUCAACAAGUGGAGCAGAUCUCUGUUUCAAGCUCCCCCAAGGAGAUUAAUGAGGCAAUAGGAGGACUGAUCACUCUCAAUUCCCGCCUUCUAUCAGCACAGCAGCACCUAUAUUGUGACGUUGCAAGGAAGGCAUCGCGUCAUGGCAGUGUGAAUGCAUUAACUAGUGAGCGGGAAAGCCAAGGACCGGCCCAAUAUGCUAGUGGUGGCAACCAUCGCACUCGGAACAGCGUAGAUAAUAUGUUUGCCGCAUCUCACACACACUCACCUCGGCCCAGUCAGGUCUCCGUCGUGGCCAUGCGGCCGCAGCGUAUUAUGACAAUGAUUGGCGACGAGGUCGCCUUCGUGGAAACAUUUGUUAAGGACGUCGGAAAGUUUUGGUGCUGUCUUGGAGAGACGCAGAAAGUCAUAUACUUGCCAUAUGAGGGGGGUCAGAAACCGGAUCUUUUUCAAGACUUCAUGCAGUACGCCGUUCUGUGGCAUCUUCGCAGGUCUCAGGUAAUGGUUGAUGUGUGUCGGAGGGAGUCCAUCAUGGUGGUUGCGGAGGCGUUGUUUUCUGACUUCAAUGACUGCCAAAGUGAUGGCGAAAAGAGCAUAAGCGAGAGUGGAAAUGCUGCCGCUCAUGUUUUGAGAGGCGACAGGACAUGGAUAGCAUCUGAGUCUACAAAUUGUGGGGGAUCACGAAAUGGGAGCGUCGGUGGGCAGUUUUCUGUGGCUGAAGGGGCACCAAGAUGUAGCACUGCGUGGAUGGUCAGCGUGAGUUUGGAGCUGGAGUCAGUGGCAUCCCGCAUGAGGGAGUCGUUUCGAGAUGCGCAAUGGACUCUGCCACCGAGCGUGCCAAAAGAAACGGUGGGUGGUUUCUUCCUUAUCCCAAGUGAAAAACUUCAUGUUCAUUCGGGGAGGCUCCGUGGGUUGCUGUAUUGGAGCCGGUUAACGAUGCACCUGCUCUUCGAGUGCCUUGAGUGCUUGAGUGGUUUAGUUUUCCACGGCGAUGAGCAACCCCGGUCCUUUCACAAGGAUAACUUCAAAGCCAUGGAACAACAAGUUGAUGACUGGCGCUCGUUCUUGCAAGAUUUACACAACGAGCUUACUCAGUUGCGCUCUGUCGUGCUUUUAUCACAGCGGGAGAACGGUUCGGCCCAGUUGUCUGCAUCAGCGACCGAUGGAUCAGAUGAACAAGGGGGUUUAUCCCGCUCAGAAGAGCAAUCUCAAUCCACUGAUGGUGUCGUCCCGACGGGUGUGGAGCGCUGCAUGCAGUGGCUUAUACUUUUAGGUCUAUACAUUCAACGCGCGGGGAAGGGCGACGUUGUGCCGCCGCUGUUCAUUUCUCAAGACAGUGGUAACACAAUGAAAGCGGCGGAUUUCGGGCUCAUGGCAGUCCUGGAUGAAGUUGCGGAAGAUGUUGAGGCUGUGCGAGCGAAGACGGCUGCGCUCUUACGUUACUGCCAAAAGGUGCAGAGUCGCUUUGCUCGGAUAAUAGAGGAAGCAGUUGUUAAUGAGGAGGUGGGCCAGGUGUUUAUUCCGCUUUGGCGUGGUGGCCCCAUUGCCGAGCGGUACUGCAAGGGGUUUUGCCAUGAUAUGGAGUAA